AUGGUCUCCGCCGACGCAGCUCGCAACAUCGUCGGCAUCAUCGGCAAUGUCAUCUCCUUCGGGCUCUUCCUCUCCCCUACGCCAACGUUAUGUCGGAUCUGCAAGGCCAAGGAUGUGGAGGAGUUCAAGCCGGACCCCUACCUCACGACGCUGCUCAACUGCAUGCUCUGGGUCUUCUAUAGCCUCCCCAUCGUCCACCCCAACAGCAUCCUCGUCGCCACCAUCAACGGCAUCGGGCUCGUCAUCGAGGGCGCCUACCUCAUCAUCUUCUUAAUCUACUCCACCAACAACAAGCGGCUGAAGAUGCUCGGCGUGCUCGCCGCCGAGGCGGUGUUCAUGGUGUGCGUGGUGAUCGGCGUGCUCCUCAGCGCCCACACCCACGAGAAGCGCUCCAUGAUCGUCGGCAUCCUCUGCGUCAUCUUCGGCUCUAUCAUGUAUGCCUCCCCGCUCACCAUCAUGGGUAAAGUGAUCAGGACCAAGAGCGUGGAGUACAUGCCAUUCUUCCUGUCGCUGGUGAACUUCCUCAAUGGGUGCUGCUGGACGGCCUAUGCGCUCAUCAAGUUCGAUCUCUAUGUAACGAUCCCCAAUGGCCUUGGCGCUUUUUUCGGCCUCGUCCAGCUGAUCCUCUACGCCUGCUACUACAAGUCGACCCCGAAGAAGGAGAAGAACGUCGAACUGCCCAACGCCAUCAACAACAACAUUAGCGGAGGCGGCGAUAACGUCUCCAUCACCGUCGAGAGAUAA
This is a messenger RNA of Triticum turgidum subsp. durum (durum wheat), 744 nucleotides long. Lineage: Eukaryota; Viridiplantae; Streptophyta; Magnoliopsida; Poales; Poaceae. The record is from the annotation of a GenBank genome assembly.